AUGAAGGCCUGGCAGUAUAAUAGCACAAAAGGCGGAAUCGAGAAGAACCUGCAGAUCAACGACGCCGCACCUCAACCUACGCUUCACGAUGAACAGGUUCUCGUUCAAGUUCACGCCAUGGCGAUCAAUCCCGUCGACCAUAAGGUGACCGAAGGUCCAAUGCCACUGCGACUUGUAGGCUCCGACAUCACCCCGGGUGCGGACUUUUGCGGCAAAGUCGCCAAAGUUGGAAAGAAGGUCGACGAAUUCCAAAUCGGCGAGUUUGUGUUUGGCGCAAAAGUCGGUGCGCUGACGGGAGGGAGUUUGGCGCAAUAUGUGGCUGUGGAGAGAAAUAUGUUGGCGACAUUACCAGAGGGCGUGAAGGUCGAGGAUGCAGCUGGUGUGGGGAUCGUGGGGUUGACUGAAUAUCAAGCCAUCGCACCAAACGUAAAGAGCGGCGACAAAGUCUUCAUCAACGGCGGCUCGGGCGGCACGGGUGUAUAUGGCAUCCAGAUCGCAAAAGCGCUUGGUUGCCACGUUACCACGACGUGCUCAACACCCAACGUCGACCUCUGCAAAAGCCUGGGCGCAGACGAAGUCAUCGAUUACAAAACCUCUGAUGUCAUUGAUACUCUUUCUUCUAAGGGUCAGGUUUUUAGCCUUGUAGUCGAUAACAUCGGCACGCCAUCUAACCUCUACAAAGCUGCAUCUUCCUAUCUUAUGCCAGCAGGAAAGUUCAUCCAGAUCGGAUCAACGUUGAGCAUGGAUAGCAUGAAGACAGUGGGUUCGAAUAUGCUGCUACCAGGUUUUCUGGGUGGUGGAAAGCAUAGCUAUCAGAUGCUGAUGGCGAAGCCGUCGGCGGAUGCGCUGAGGCAGCUUGGAGAGUGGAUGAAGGAGGGUAAGCUGAAGGGCAUUGUUGAUACAGUAUUUGAUUGGGAAGAUGCGCCGAAAGCCUUUGAGAAGCUGAAGACGGGGAGGGCGAGGGGUAAGAUCGUUGUCAAGGUGCCGCAAGACAAAGCUAAAGAGAAGGCUGAGGUUGGAGAUGCUUGA
Molecule: messenger RNA, 1029 nt
Organism: Alternaria arborescens
Lineage: Eukaryota; Fungi; Ascomycota; Dothideomycetes; Pleosporales; Pleosporaceae
Exons: 2
Coding region: 1-1029 (342 amino acids)
Molecular function (GO): oxidoreductase activity
Source: RefSeq, a predicted model, not a curated record